AAAAAUUGCUGAAAUUUAUCAGAAAGAUUUUCAAUAAUGUUGGUAAUGUCAAAGAGGGAGGAAUUUAUAUGCCAAUGGAUCCUGAACCUAAGACUGGAAAUCCAACUUCAAAAGGGUAUCUCUUCAUUGAAUUCGAAACUCCUGAACAAGCAGCGAUGGCCAUAAAACAAUAUGAUGGUUAUCCAAUGGAUAAAACUCAUCUUCUUGCAGUGAACCGAUUCACAGAUAUUGAGAAAUAUUCCCAGAUUGAAGAAGAAUAUAAAGAACCGGAAGAAGAAAUAGAGGCCGUGGAAGUUUCAGAGGUCGUGGUG
This is a messenger RNA of Racocetra fulgida, 311 nucleotides long. NCBI's taxonomy places the organism in Eukaryota, Fungi, Glomeromycota, Glomeromycetes, Diversisporales, Gigasporaceae. The record is from the annotation of a GenBank genome assembly.